Molecule: messenger RNA, 1546 nt
Organism: Brassica napus (rape)
Lineage: Eukaryota; Viridiplantae; Streptophyta; Magnoliopsida; Brassicales; Brassicaceae
Product: nematode resistance protein-like HSPRO2
Exons: 1
Coding region: 146-1411 (421 amino acids)
Biological process (GO): defense response
Molecular function (GO): metal ion binding; heme binding
Source: RefSeq, a predicted model, not a curated record
AAAAAAAAAAAGAGACGCGGUCUCUACGUUGACUUUCCCCCUUCCCUAUCCAUUUCUCUCUAUAUAAACUUCCCUCGUAUACCUUCUCUACUUAUCUAUCAAAACAAAAGUUUCAAAUAAAAAAAAAACAGAGAGAUAAAAAAAAAUGGUUGAUACGGAUUGGAAGAGUAAGAUGGUGUCAUCAGAAUCACCUAAGCUUUCUUCAAAGCUCCACGUCACUAUCCCUUCGCCUUUCAAAGUCGUCGCCGUCUCGUCCCCCAUCUCAUGCUCCGCUCCAGCAGCUUGCUCCGCCUACGAGCUUUACCUCCGUCUCCCCGAGCUCAGAAGCCUCUGGUCAUCACGUGACUUCCCUCGCUGGUCAAACGAGCCUAUCCUCAAACCGUCUCUCCAAGCUCUGGAGAUCACUUUCCGAUUGGUUUUAUCCGUUUGCUCCGACGCGAGACCGUACAUCAACCACCGCGAAUGGAACCGGCGGUUGGACUCUCUCGUCACGAGUCAGAUCCAGCUCAUCGCAUCGAUCUGCGAAGAAGACGAUCAAUCAGCUCCGGUCUCAGAUGGAAGAAGCUCUCUUUGCCUGCUACCACAGCUCGCCACGUGGCGUAAAACGGAGUCCCUAGGGAAGAAGUUUUUGUGCACGAUCGAUAACGAGAUGCGUAGGUGCAAGUACACGCUCGGACUCGGAGAACAGAACGUCUCCAACAAACCGAAUCUCCGAUACGACGCCGUUUGCAAACCUAACGAUCUUUACAGACUCAAGGACAAUCCUUACGCGGAUCACGUGGAUAACGACGAGAAUCAAACGCUCUACGUCCUCCACCAGAUCCUCGAAUCGUGGAUCUAUGCUUCUCUAAACCUCCUGAACCGAAUCGACGAGAAUAUCAAUGAAGAGAGAUUUGGUAAGGCAUCGAGCGAUGUUUACUUGCUGGAGAGGAUCUGGAGGCUGAUGACGGAGAUCGAAGAUCUACACAUCCUAAUGGAUCCGGAGGAUUUUUUGAAACUGAAGAAGCAGUUACAAAUCAAAUCGACCGGUAAAAACGACGCGUUUUGCUUUAGGUCGAGAGGGCUAGUGGAGAUGACGAAGAUGUCGAAGGAUCUAAGGCAAAAGAUACCGAAGAUUCUAGAGGUUGAGGUUGAUCCCACGGGAGGACCGAGGCUGCAAGAGGCGGCGAUGAGGAUGUACGCGAGGAAGAAGGGAGAGUGCGAUAAGAUUCAUCUGCUUCAAGGGAUGCAGGCUGUGGAAGGUGCGGCCAAGAGUUUCUUCUUCGCGUAUAAGCAGUUAGUUGCGGUGAUGAUGGGAAGCAGUCAGGUGGAGAGUGACUCGCUGAGUCAGAUAUUUAUGGAGCCGACUUAUUAUCCGAGUCUUGACGCGGCAAAGACGUUUUUAGGGGAGUUCUGGGGUAACUUGGGAUGAAAGGAAGGAGGGAACAAGACAAUUCUUCUUUAAUACUGCUGUUUGUUUUAUAAAAAUUGGUGAUUAGAUGUAAGUUUGCUAAAGUUUUGGAACAUUUGAUGAUUCAUAUAUUUGAAUACAAUUUAUUUUUUUAUA